UUAAGGUCAAGCUGGAUUUUACUUAGUGCACGUUCUACUUUUUCAUCGAAAUAAAUUUCAUGAUUUUACACAUAAUAUUGAAAAUGAAUAGUUUUAAUAAUAUUGAGUUCUAGAUACAGUAUUAAAUUCUUUUAUAAAAAGUUCAAUUGUAGUUUAGUAGUGCCAAAACAAAAAUCAUAAGAAUGGAGAAGACUAACACCAAGCAGAAGAAAGAUAAAUACGAGGAAGAUGAUGAAAGGCGUAGGUCCAAAAGGCCGAGACGGGCUAGAUCUAGAUCUAAGUCACUUGAGGUACAGCAGAAUAGGGAGUAUAGAAGUAAACGCCGGCGUUCCAAAUCACGCUCACCUCAUUACAAGGCUAGGGAAGAUAAACGAGUUAAAGACACACAAAAAGAGCCAGAAACAAAAAAAGAUGCCUCUACAAAGCCAGAAAGACGCGCAAAAGAUACUGAUAUGUUGAAUACUAGAACAGGAGGUGCAUACAUUCCACCAGCAAGACUGAGGAUGAUGCAGGCGCAGAUCACGGAUAAGUCCUCGAUAGCUUACCAAAGACUGGCCUGGGAAGCUCUCAAAAAGUCAAUUCACGGUCACAUCAACAAAAUUAAUGUCGGUAACAUAGGUAUCAUUAUAAAGGAAUUAUUGAAAGAAAACAUUGUCAGAGGUCGAGGUUUGUUAUGCCGUUCUGUUAUUCAAGCUCAGGCAGCCUCGCCAACAUUCACUAAUGUAUACGCGGCUCUAGUAUCAGCAGUUAAUUCACGUUUUCCUAACAUCGGGGAGUUGCUGCUGAAAAGAUUAGUGAUUCAAUUCAAAAGAGGUUUUAAACGCAAUGAUAAAUCAAUUUGCAUUUCCUCUGCAUCUUUCAUUGCACAUUUAGUGAAUCAGAGAGUGGCACAUGAGAUUCUGGCUUUAGAACUUCUCACUUUACUAGUUGAAUCACCAACAGAUGAUUCAGUAGAAGUAGCCAUAGCAUUCUUAAAGGAAUGUGGCCAAAAAUUGACUGAAGUAUCAUCUAAAGGUGUAAAUGCAAUUUUCGAGAUGCUAAGGAACAUUUUGCAUGAAGGUCAGUUAGACAAAAGAGUUCAGUACAUGAUAGAAGUAAUGUUCCAAGUUUGGAAGGAUGGGUUCAAAGACCACCCGGCACUGAUUGAAGAGUUGGAGCUCGUGCCUGAAGAAGAACAGUUCACACAUCUAUUGAUGCUGGAUGACGCUACAGAUCCUCAAGAUAUCCUGAAUGUUUUCAAAUUUGAUGAAAAGUAUGAAGAGAAUGAACAGAAGUACAAGAAUCUUUGCAAGGAAAUACUCGGUUCUGAUGCUGAGUCCGGUGAUGAAGAUGGUUCAGGAGAAAGCGGUAGUGAGGAAUCUGACGAAGAAGAUGAAGAACAACCAAAAAAAGAAAUGACUAUUAUUGAUAACACAGAAACAAACUUAGUGGCUCUGAGACGCACUAUAUACCUGACAAUCAACUCCAGUUUAGAUUUCGAAGAAUGUGCUCAUAAACUAAUGAAGAUGCAACUGAAACCAGGACAAGAAGUGGAACUAUGCCACAUGUUCUUAGACUGCUGUGCUGAACAGAGAACAUAUGAGAAAUUCUAUGGCUUAUUGGCCCAAAGGUUUUGCAACAUCAACAGAAUAUACAUCGGACCGUUUGAGGAAAUUUUCAAAGAUUCAUAUUCAACAGCACACAGGCUGGACACGAAUAGACUCAGAAAUGUCAGCAAGUUUUUCGCCCAUCUGCUGUUUACAGAUUCCAUUAGUUGGGAAUCUUUGGAAUGUGUUAAAUUGAACGAAGAAGAUACAACUAGUUCUAGCCGGAUAUACAUAAAGAUUCUGUUUCAAGAACUGGCUGAAUACAUGGGACUAAAGAAACUGAAUGACCGUCUACAAGAUCCGACGUUACAAGAGGCGUUUGCCGGACUGUUUCCCCGAGACAACCCGAGAAACACGCGGUUCUCUAUAAACUUCUUCACGUCCAUCGGACUUGGCGGACUGACUGAUGAGUUACGCGAGCAUCUCAAACAAAUGCCCAAGAAUACACCAGCGCCACCAACAGAGAUCAAGAUAGACAGUGACUCCAGCUCUGACUCCAGCUCAGACUCGUCUUCUUCAAGUGAUUCCAGCUCAAGCGAAUCUGAGGAAGAAACACAGAAAAAGAAGAAAGAAAAGAAUAAAAACAAGGAAAAAUCACCAGAACCAGAAAAACCCCAAGACAAUAAUGUCGAGCGGUGGGGACAUGAGGGGUUCUACGAUACUUACGGGAGGGACGCGCGGCGACACGACCCUCGCGACCGCGGCGACGGGGGGCGGGGGGGCGCCCACCGGGAUAUAGACCAACAAGGAAGACGCGCCAGGGACGAGAACGGGAGAGGUCUGAGAAGACGAGAUGGAGAUCACGAGCAAGACCCAAGAGAUAGAAGAGAUAUAGAAAAGGAUGACAGGAGGAAUCGAAAGGAUGGUGAGAAGAGUCGUGAUGGGAACAGUCGUAAAGAUUUUGAUAGAGACAGUGAGAGAGAAAAAGAUAAGAGAAGUCGAAAAGAUGACGACAGAGUAACUGACAGGGAAAAGGAUAAGAGGCAGACCAAGAAUAGUGAAGAAGAUAGUAGAAGACGUGACUCUGAAUACAAUAGAAAAGGUGAAAAAGAGAAGGAGAAGAAACGAAAGAACGCCCGGGACGACGAACACAAAAAGGAAACAUAUCACAAUGAUGAAUAUUCAGCUCGAGACGAGACCGAGUCCAGGAGAACUAAGGACAAGAGAAGUAGGAAUGCAGGCAGUGACGACGACAGGAAACAGACAGGGCACAGUAGUGACGAGGGCCGCCGCGAGCGUCGCACUAGGAAAGACAAACACAAGAGAGGCGGCAGGAGGAAGAGUGAUGCUUCUGACGACGACGAUGGCUGGGAUAUCAAGUGCAGACAGAAUGUGCCGAAUGAGGUCUCCGGGAGGUACUGGGACUGCUCAACGAAUAAGCGAUUGGAGUCGCCGCAACGAAGCCAGAAAAAGCGGGAACGGUCCAGACAGCGCUCCUGACCCUCUCCUUAGAACAAAUGAUGUAUAUAAACUGUCAUGUUAAAAUUGUCUCCAGCCGGUGUAGACUAUAAAGUACUAUGUUUUAUAUAAGA
This is a messenger RNA of Bombyx mandarina (wild silkworm), 3118 nucleotides long. It is a transcript of the gene ncm, whose product is annotated as pre-mRNA-splicing factor nucampholin. Gene Ontology annotation, biological process: mRNA splicing, via spliceosome. NCBI's taxonomy places the organism in Eukaryota, Metazoa, Arthropoda, Insecta, Lepidoptera, Bombycidae. Gene Ontology annotation, cellular component: catalytic step 2 spliceosome. Gene Ontology annotation, molecular function: RNA binding; protein binding. The record is from RefSeq and is a predicted model, not a curated record.